AACGAAAACAAAAACAUUAUUAUUAUGUUUAACUAAAUUAAAAACAAAGAAUUGCAAAAUUUGUGAAAAUGCCAGCUUUUUGUGCUGUCCAAAAUUGUGGUGAUAAAUAUGGGCACGCGGAGAAUAUAUCGUUUCACAAAUUCCCAUUUAAGCGACAAGAGUUAAUGAAGAAAUGGCUUGAUUUCGCGCAACGUGGUCCAGAUUGGCAACCUUCUAAGUGGAGUGCUAUAUGUAGUCGUCACUUUUGUGAAGAAGAUUUCAAUUGUGCUGCCGAUCGCAAAAUACUAAAGAAGACUGCGGUGCCAUGUUUGCGCAAUCUGAAACAUAUGCAAACCAUAGAAAAGGAUUACACUGAACGGAAACAAGAAGUUAUUGCCAAAGAAACCCCUUUGCAACAAAAUCUCACAAAAACCGCAAUCAGCAGCUCACCCGCCACAGAGACGUUCAAUGAAGCAUACGAAGAAUUCGAUGAGGGGGCUGAACAACGUUUGCAGACCACAUCUUUGCAAAGUUCACCGAACGCGCCGAACAAGUUUAAAUGCCGGCUGUGUGGCAGUGCAUGCUCAGCUGUGGUGUCAUUUUCUACGAAUUUCGAAAUUUAUGGCAUGAUACAAAAAUGUUUUCCUACACUCAACAUACAAAAAGACGACAACUUACCAAAAGAAAUGUGUCGCUUGUGCCUUAAACGCGUGGAAAGCUUCUCACGCUUUAUCGACAAAGUGCUGGAAACUCAAAGUGAGCUGCAACGAAAAUAUCGCACAGAGAAAAAAGACAGUAACACACGUUUUGCUGAACGCCCGCUUAAGGUAAAACAAGAGCCAGUGGUGCGUGUGAAACAGGAGCUUCCAGAGGGUUUUGACAGUUUUCUCUCUGAUGAUCUGGAUAUGGGAAUGGAUGAGGGUUGUGAACCGGAGCAUGACGCUGAGACGAUUGUUGAACAAAAAUAUGAUUUCUGUGAUUUUCCCAUGUUGAAUGCACAGGAUAUAAUCAACAAUUGUGAUAUAAUGGAAAUAAUAAAUUUGGAUGAUCCUUUCAUAAACAUACCAGAUGAUGAUGCGAAUACGAAUUGUGAAAAUAAUACACAAAAUUCAAAACAACAAGAUAAUGCUAUACAACAGCAACAUCAAGAGAGGAACAAGCGCACUUUACUAAGUGCUCACGAACUGCUACAAAACCAUUUGUUAAGUGAAGAGCACAACUAUGCUUAUACAACGGAGGAUUUGAAGGAAGAGUGUCAAUUCAAAAAUACUUAUAAGACAGAGAAGACUGAUGGCGCCGAAUGUGGAGAUCGGGGAGACUUUAACGCGAAUGCUGGAACUGAGGACGAUGAACAGACGGGUUAUGCGGGAGACGAGCAUCACAAUGGUGAAAAUGGCGCCUCAACCGGCAUAUAUAAAGAAAACUAUGCCCCGGCAAACAUGCACUUGGAAAGUGCGGCUGCUGCAAACGUUGAAAAGCCAACAAAUACCGCCGAUACAACUGCUACGCCACCCGACACACGUUCUACAAGACCAAUAGUCACGUCAGUGAGUGAACUUUCUGAUGCAUCAAUAACAUUACCCAAUCGGACGGUCGAGGAUCAUAAUCGUGCCAAGAAGCUUGUUGUCACUGCGGUGGAUGAUAUACCGGCGCCAAACAAUGAAGCUGGGUCAAAAGUGAGUGUUUCUACAUCAGCUACAGCGCCAAUGAAAACACAUUCCAAACCAAAUAUUGUUGUGCUCGACGAAAGUAUAGUGAAAUCUUCAAAUGCCUUCCAACUACAUACCUGCCACAACUGUCAUUUAAAAUUCUUCAGCAUAGAGACACUAAAUCAGCAUUAUAUGGUGGCGCAUCAGACGCAAGCGCAAGCGCAAAUGCAAGACCAAGGCACACAAAUACGCCUAGAGCAAGAGAAGUUGCAAAGCGUGCAAAUGCAACAGCUACAACAGCUCUUGGAUCCAUAUAAUCCACAGCAACAAAAUAUAAUCACGCAAAAUCAUCACUACCAACAGCAGCAACAACAACAGCAACAGCAAGAUGAACGUUUGCCCAUGGUGAGUGUGCCGGGUGACUAUGUUUGGAAGUAUUACGGGGCUUCCAACGAUGUCAGAAGCGAAGCCUUCAACAAUAAUUGUAAAUUGGAGAAAGGUUUCUGCUCAACCGCUGCAUGCGCAGAUAGUCUACAUAAAACGAAUGACACACAUACUUUUCUACAGCCGAAUGUCUUUGGCUUUGAGCAUUCAAAUGCGACAAAAAAUAGCUACAUGACGCCAAACUGUGCGUCUAAGGAUACUUCAAGUUUGAACGGCGCGCCAAACGCAGUGAGAAUACUUGAAAUGAAGCGCACAUUUUUGCGGCAACACGAUCCAUUUAGCAAUAUGACUAAUAUUCAGGCUGACUACCUCAAAGCUCCUUUGAAUAACAAUGAUGCAACAAAAGCGGACAGCAUUUGCGCCGCCACAACCCUGGCGCCAGAGAAUUCCUUCAAAACUUCAACGCCUGCAAUCCAACCAACACCUACACCCGCGCGCAUGCAAAAACCAAAGCGCUCUAAACGUCGCGUGCUCUUAAGUAGGCACAUCAGCGCGCGCCUCACAGCGCUUGAACGCAAGAUAAACGCUAAAAGAGCGCCCGAUAUUAUAACAGCCGAGUAUCGGCAGCUGGGACGGCGCUACAAGAAGCUGCAACUCAAAUGUAAAUCACUGCAAAUACAAAUAUUGGAGAAGCAGAGUAAAGAGGCCAACUCCAAGUCAACAGUGUCAAGCGCGGCCAAACGCUUUCGCUGUCGCGUUUGCAGCGAAACUUUCAAGAGCAUCCAACGCCUGCUGCAACACAAGCGCACACUCAGACAUUGGGCGCGCCGCAUACCCAAACGCUUUGCCGCCACCUGCUGUGGCUGCGAGAAGUUCUUUCGCCACAAAAUCGCUUUACACAAUCACAUGCGCUACAUAUGUCAGGCGCUGCCGUUGCGCUGCUUCAAAAUGCAAAUGCAAACGUUCAAGUGCCGCUACUGCCGACGCAGCACUUUCAAUCAUUGGCGCCUCUACCGCAGACAUGAAGUGAAAUGUAAAGCGACCAGACAACGUCAAAAAUGCAGUCGAGUACGUCGCCGCCAUCACCUCCAACAACAACAAGUUACAGUGCAACCUCUAACACCGCCCAACAAGCAGCGCGGCGCCGCGCCACGUUCAACGCAUGCGUUGCCAGCAAACGCGCGCCAAUCGAAACACAAACAUUCUGCUGCGACAACGCGCACGUAUGCCUGUACGCUGUGCGCUAAGGUGUUUGCCUCGGCGAACAGACUCAGCCAGCAUCGCAUCACGCACAGCGAUCAGCGGCGCCACCAGUGCGGUCUGUGUGAGCGCGCCUACAAGCGACGCAACGGCUUGAUGCAGCAUGUGCGCGCCUUCCACUUGAAGUUGAAGCCGCAUCAGUGCCCUGAGUGUCAGCGCUCGUACGCGCUCAAAAGUGAUAUGUUACGUUGCCGGCAUGCGGCGGUCAAGCGCGCGCGUCUCAAUGAAAUUGCCUGCAGCGCAGAGUAGCUAACUGCAGCAACAAUAAAUUUCUAACAUAAGUAUGUCAUAUAAGUUUAACUAAAUAAGUGUGUUAUGUAAUGUUAGUUAGUUUCUUAUUUUUUUUAGAAUUACGUUUAUUGUUUAAACGCAAAGCAUGUUUGUUGACCAAAAAGCUAAAAAUGUAUACUACUACGAAUUUAUAACCAUCUAAUUUAAAAUUUCUAUCUAAAAGCAUUUAUUUAGUUUAUAUGUGUUUACAAAUACAUGAGUACGCCAUCAUUUAUUCAUAAAUAGAAAUAAAAAAAACUUGCAUAAGCAAGAGUAAUAUGCGUAGAUCCCGCUCUUUUCAUUUUGUAUGGUACGCCUUAAAGUAUGCAAUGCUUGUAUUCAUCCAGCGCCGGAAGUCACCGUGUGUGUGAGUUUGGCGUGUGCGUGCGGCAUUUUAGCAGCCACCUACUGUGCACUUCUGCGCGCCUGGUGUUUCAGCGACAUUUACAAUUUAAUUUUAAAAUUUUGUUUUCGCGCUGUUUGCACGUGUGUGGUGGCAUUUUCGUGUGCGUGUGAGUUGUUACGCGAAAUGCACUGCAAUUCGGGGGGAUUGGCGUAAUUUAAGAGUUUUUUAAGAAAAUUAAAUAUUUUUUAAUUAAAAAAAUUAAUAAAAUAAUUUUUAAUUAUUUUUUUUCUCAUUUUUUUUUAUUCUUAAAAAAUUAUUUUUAUUAGUAAUAUUAUUUGAAAUAAUUUUUAAUUAUUUCUUUUUCAUAAUUUUUUUUUUUUUUUAAUAAUUUUUAUUAAUAAUAGUAUUUAAUUUUUUGUGUUUAUUUUAUUUUUUAUUUUAUUUAUUUAAUUUUUAGGACCUUUUAUUUUAUUUAAUUUUUUUAUUUUUUUUUUGAUUUACAAUUUCUUUAUUUUUUAUUUUAUGUAUAUUUUUUAAUUUAAUUUUUUUUAGUAUUUUUUUUUUUGUAAUUAAAAACCUGCCUAGGCUCCUAUAGGCUUCCUACUACACAUAAAAUAAGACAUUUAAAUAGAUACAUACAUUUAUAUUUUUUAUUGAAGAUUUUCAUUAUUUUAUAAUAUUGAAUUAUUAUUUUUUUUUUACUGCUGGUAGCAUACACUUGAAAUAAUUAUUGUAAAUAUACAGACAUACUUAUUAUAUAUAAUAUUAAGCUUGGUGGUUAUUUUAACAUAGUUAUAGUACUUAAUACAUAUAUGUAUUUAUAAAUGUUAAGAAAUUUACAUUUUAUGAUUAUUUUAAAAUAUAAAACUUAAAACUAAAAAAUAUUUUUUUUAAAUACAAUGCAAAUAAAAAUUGUUGGUAAAAUAAUAAAUUUAUUAAAAUUUGUUUAUAGUCUAUUUAAUUUGCAAAUUUAUUGUGUAAAACAUAUUUUUUAAAGCGCUAGUUUUCAAAGUCACGACAUAAAAAAUCUGUUUUUAAUAAUAAUAUAUUUUUUUUUAAUAUGGAAAAAUAUAUUUU
This is a messenger RNA of Bactrocera dorsalis (oriental fruit fly), 4965 nucleotides long. RefSeq lists its product as uncharacterized. The record is from RefSeq and is a predicted model, not a curated record. The transcript is spliced from 4 exons. The coding region runs from base 69 to 3521 and encodes 1150 amino acids. Gene Ontology annotation, cellular component: nucleus. NCBI's taxonomy places the organism in Eukaryota, Metazoa, Arthropoda, Insecta, Diptera, Tephritidae. Gene Ontology annotation, molecular function: zinc ion binding; RNA polymerase II cis-regulatory region sequence-specific DNA binding; DNA-binding transcription factor activity, RNA polymerase II-specific. Gene Ontology annotation, biological process: regulation of DNA-templated transcription.